UCCAGCCCUCGCCGGUCCGAGGCCAGCAGGGGCGCGGGGCUGUGCCCGGCGUGAUGUUUUUGGGGACCGUCCCCCGGCCCCGCUGCGGAGCCGCCGGCACGCCGCGGCCGCUACAGAUGGUUCCAUGAGAAGGUUGCGGCUCUUCUUCCCGGUUAAGCCCCGCAGCCACGUCUCUAAUUACAGCUUUGAGGCCGGCGUGCGGCUCCAGAGGGAGAAGGAGCGCCGCAGUCGCUUCGGAUGAUUCGAGGCUGAGCGCUCUCGCGGCGGAAUGCUGGCGGCACGCACCGGGACCGUGGGCGGCAAGAGCGCCGACGAGUCCCUGAAGCUGAGGAAGCAGUCGGUGCUGUCCCUGGGCAGCCGGGACAGAGCCCUGAAGAGCUCGGCCGAGGGCAGCAAGGAGGGCCGAGCCCGGGCCGGGCAGCCCCAGCAGCGGGCGCGGCGCCUGGCGCUGCUGCGGGAGCUGGAGAUGAACUGGUACCUGCGGGUGUGCGAGCUGUCCCACGAGUUCACCAUCGCCUACACCACCGGCAUGCCCCACAGAAACCUUGGGAAGUCCGGGCUGCGAGUGUCGUGCCUGGGGUUGGGGACCUGGGUCACUUUUGGAGGUCAGAUCUCAGAUGAGGUGGCCGAGCAGCUGAUGACCAUCGCCUACGAGAGCGGCGUGAACCUGUUCGACACGGCCGAGGUGUACGCGGCUGGCAAGGCCGAGGUGAUCCUGGGGAACAUCCUGAAGAAGAAGGGCUGGAGGAGGUCCAGUUUGGUGAUAACCACAAAGCUGUACUGGGGUGGCAAAGCAGAGACGGAGCGAGGCCUUUCCAGGAAACACAUCAUCGAAGGGCUGAAGGCUUCUCUCCAGAGGCUGCAGCUGGAAUAUGUGGACGUGGUCUUUGCCAACCGGCCGGACAACAACACCCCCAUGGAAGAAAUCGUGCGGGCGAUGACACACGUGAUCAACCAGGGCAUGGCCAUGUACUGGGGCACGUCCCGCUGGAGCGCCAUGGAGAUCAUGGAAGCCUACUCCGUGGCCAGGCAGUUCAACAUGAUCCCCCCCGUGUGUGAGCAGGCCGAGUAUCACCUGUUCCAGAGGGAGAAGGUGGAGGUGCAGCUGCCAGAAUUGUAUCACAAAAUCGGGGUGGGAGCAAUGACGUGGUCUCCCCUGGCCUGUGGGAUCAUCUCAGGGAAAUACGGCAACGGGGUCCCUGAAAGCUCAAGGGCUUCACUCAAGUGCUACCAGUGGCUGAAGGAGAAGAUCAUCAGCGAGGAGGGCAGGAAGCAGCAGGGGAAGCUGAAGGACCUGUCCCCCAUCGCCGAGCGCCUCGGCUGCACGCUGCCACAGCUGGCUGUUGCAUGGUGCCUGAGGAAUGAGGGGGUGAGCUCUGUCCUUCUGGGAUCCUCCAACCCCGAGCAGCUGAUCGAGAACCUUGGAGCCAUCCAGGUCCUUCCAAAGAUGACAUCCCAUAUUGUAAAUGAAAUAGAUAAUAUCCUGGGCAACAAGCCCUACAGCAAGAAGGACUACAGAUCCUAAUGCAAUGCAUGAAUUUCCUGGACUGCAUGGUUUAGAAGUGCUCUGUACUCCAGUACAGCCCUGAGUUACUCUCAUGAGAAUCAUUCAGCACUUGCUGCUCGGUGUCUACUGUCACUGGAUCCUUCGAGAUGUGUGCUCUUGCUACUACUCUGCAGUGAAUUUAAAAGCACAGUUGAUCUCUCUUCUAACCAAGAAUAACCUUGUAUUUUCUUACCUUCUUGACCGAGUUCAUUAAUUUUUACUUUACUCUUUGCACCUCAUGCUUGUGCUGUGAUAAACACUUGUAAAGCAAAAAACAAAAAAAAAAAAGAAAAAAUUUAUAACCUUCAGGUACUUGGUAAUUAAAGAAGGAUGUACAGAUCUAUUUUUUCAAUGAAGAAAAGCCAGAUACAACUUCAGGUUUUAAUAAAACCAUGUUUGGGAAAUCUCAACUAUAAAGUUUCUUCAGGUUAACAGAUGGAAGGAUCAAGCUCAAACUUUGCUUUUUUACGCUGAAUAGAAGCUCUAGGAUUUCUUUGUAGUUGAAUGAAGGCUGUAAGACAGAGAACUAGUUAGCAAUUAGAUAGUUCAGCUCCUAAUUUUACAGCUGUUCCAGCUGUGGAGUGCUCCUGGGCAGCACCCUGGAGCAGUGCUAGGAAGCCCAAACACGCAUGUCAGGUUACUGAACACGACAGCUCUGCAAAGUUCUACUUCUCCAUAAACCUUAAGCCAAGAAAGCCAUGAUCAAAUAUUGGGUUUUGCAUCUAUAGAAACCUGCCUCUACUUCUGCCUGCUUGUAGACAGAGCUACUGCAAAUUUCAAUAUUCAGGAGCUUUUAAGGAUCUAGAUACUAUAAAUAUAUACAAUAUAUAGCUGCUGAGAACUGCAGGAACAAUCAGGUACGUACUCCAAAAGGCUACCCCUGCUUCCACUUGCUUUGGAAACGGGGAUAAGUAAAUGCACAGACACAUUUUAAACAGAUUUUUGUGAGCAUUUACAGGAGAUGACAGGAAGAAUUUACGUCCUAAUUCGCCCAGCUCAAGCCCCCGUUGCACCUUCCCGAGGAUUUGCUCUGUACCACGCUCUGAUUUCAGUCUGUAUUUCUCCCGUCCCUGCUGGGACACAGCUCUGUACAGUAUUUGUAGGACCCUUGUACUGCCCCCUGCAGCGCUCACCUGGGCCAGGUGAGCAGCUCCCCACACCCGAGUGGUCUCCUCCUGUAUUUGAAGCUGUGGUGUGUGUAAACGACUCCUGCUGUACAUGAGAAAUGCAGUCUGACUGGAAUUCUGCUUGGACACAAUAAAAGCAUUUUGUGCAUCUA
Molecule: messenger RNA, 2825 nt
Organism: Onychostruthus taczanowskii (white-rumped snowfinch)
Lineage: Eukaryota; Metazoa; Chordata; Aves; Passeriformes; Passeridae
Gene: KCNAB1
Product: potassium voltage-gated channel subfamily A regulatory beta subunit 1
Exons: 15
Coding region: 269-1525 (418 amino acids)
Biological process (GO): negative regulation of delayed rectifier potassium channel activity; transmembrane transport; potassium ion transport
Cellular component (GO): cytoplasm; extrinsic component of cytoplasmic side of plasma membrane; voltage-gated potassium channel complex
Molecular function (GO): transmembrane transporter binding; potassium channel regulator activity; voltage-gated potassium channel activity
Source: RefSeq, a predicted model, not a curated record